This is a messenger RNA of Saccostrea echinata, 804 nucleotides long. RefSeq lists its product as uncharacterized. The transcript is spliced from 7 exons. The coding region runs from base 1 to 804 and encodes 267 amino acids. The record is from RefSeq and is a predicted model, not a curated record. Gene Ontology annotation, molecular function: calcium ion binding. Lineage: Eukaryota; Metazoa; Mollusca; Bivalvia; Ostreida; Ostreidae. Gene Ontology annotation, cellular component: membrane.
AUGAAUAUCAUCCAGUAUCGUGCUGAUGCAGGAUGUAAUAUGGAAAAGGGUACGUCGUGUACAGGAACCACUGUAGGUGUUAACCCUGCCUCCUAUAGUUCCAGCACCUCCACUCAUAGCACGAACUCCGCCUUCCUAAUUGAGGAUCCUCUCUAUCAGAUCACGUGUUGUGGAGCAAUCACAUCUUGGGAAAUUUCUACAUCCGGGUCAGGAAGUAUCACUUUCCAGGUCUGGAGAAAGCUGUCUUCAAAUGUCUACCAACUUGUGGGACAAAAUGUCUUCACUGCAGGAUCUGGAACAUUUUCUCCGACAGACAAAAUAAUGGUGCAACAUGGAGAUUACAUUGGAUGGCAGAGUAAUGGCCCUACGGUGAAAUAUGCAGCGGGUACCGCCAUCUUGAAUAGAGUAGAGGCUACCAUGUCGACAUUACAGCCUGGUUAUCUUCAUGACUGGAGUACUGUGUCACCAGAGGGCGUAUCUAGGAACUACGCCAUUAGGGCGACGGUUUCAGCCAGUUCGACACCCGUCUUUGGCACUAUACCAAGUUUAGUCACUUUUCCUGAAGAAACACCCCAGGAUACAGUUGUGCAGUCUUUAACUGUUACAGACGCUGAUAGUACUGAUGUCAUCACACUGUUCACGAAAUCAGACACGUCAGGAUAUUUUAAAGUAGACACUACAACAUUUCGUAUCAAGACUGCGCAAGACAGGAUUCCAAUGGGGUCAACAUACAAGGUCGGGGUCAAGGCCAUUGACAGCUGUCACAAAGAGGCUACUGCCACGGUCACAUUUUUCUGUUACUAA